Messenger RNA from Perca flavescens (yellow perch), 2617 nucleotides. RefSeq names its product EF-hand and coiled-coil domain containing 1 (gene efcc1). Bases 182 to 2104 code for a protein of 640 amino acids. The transcript has 8 exons. Gene Ontology annotation, molecular function: calcium ion binding. The record is from RefSeq and is a predicted model, not a curated record. Lineage: Eukaryota; Metazoa; Chordata; Actinopteri; Perciformes; Percidae.
UUGGAUUUUGGGGGCAGUGCUAAAUUCAAAUCUGCCCUGUUUUAACACACGCCUCGUUUUGCUCUGCCAGUCUGCUAUAUAGCUAUUACUGAGAGGAUGAACACACAUGAAGACAGCAUAUUGGAUUAAAAAAAAAAGUAACUGUGUUAAGUUUGAGGAAAUAUGAUGUGUCUCAGUAGAAAUGAUGGAUGCAAUAGACUCCAUUGAUCCAUACAGCCGUCCGGCGCGCAGGACACAAUGGAUAGUCAGCACUCUGGCUUACCAUUACGGACUGGACCGGGGAGUGGAGAACGAAAUUAUAGUUUUGGCUACCGGGUUGGAUCAAUACCUACAGGAGAUUUUCCAUCACAUGGACUAUCAAGGUGGAGGCAAAAUUCCUGUGGAGGAUUUUAACAUCUUGUGUGAAGUUCUGGGACUGAACAAAGACUCGGAGGACACAGAAUGCACCGGCGUUUUAGACAAUUUACCCAGCGAGCUCACAUUCAGGCACUUCCACGCCAAACUGUGCGGAUUCUUUAGCACCAAGGCGGGGUGUCAGUAUGAGAACGGUCGGCUGCUGGUCGGGAAGGACAGCGAGCAUAUCGAGACUCAGAUCCGCCUCAGAAGCCCCCUGAGGCGGCGAGAGAAGCUGCUGUGUGUGGGUGUGAGCGGAGACUUGGAGCCCUCCUCGGAGGGACGGCACGCCUCCGGCUGCAGGCUCGGAUCCUGCACCAAGGAGUGCUAUGAGGAGAUAGUGGCGCUGGAGGAAGCGGAGGACCGAAUAGCGAAACUGGAAGAUGAGAAUGCAAGUUUGAGGGAGCUGAUUGAGGACAUGCGAGCCGCACUUCAGAGCAGUGAUGCCCGGUGUCUGGCUCUGCAGGUAGGACUAUGGAAAAGUCACUCCAAACAUAAACCAGAGGAAGGCUGUUUUACUGCCCGGCAGAAACAAGAGGCCCAGAAAAGUUUGAGCAACACCAAGUCGAAAAGCAGCACCUACGGCAACCUGAAAAGCCUGCAGAACAUCAUCCACGAGAUAGAGCUGCUGCGGAGCUCCAGCGACCGACAGGUAGAGGAGGCCAUGCUGUGUAAUGAGAGACUGGAGCAGGAGCUGUGGAGCUCCAAGGAGACUGUGGCUGCUCUAGAGGACUGCAACCGAGCCCUGAAGAGGGAGCAGGUGGGCAUGAGGAGGAAGGUGGAGGAGGCCAGGCAGGCGCUGCUCAGCGGCCUGGGGAAGGUGAAGGAACUGGAAGCCAAGGCCAGUCAUGUGCCGGCACUGCAGAGGCACAUCCUCCAGCUGGAAUCAGAGCUCCUCUACUACAGGUCCGAGGUGUCGAAACUACAACUCCCAAGCAACACUAGGGCAGAGCAGCAGCUGAGUGUUGUCAGCAGGCGGGCGCAGAGAUGUUGCUCGGACUCCCAACAUGGCCGCUGUUCUCCGACAGGGCGAGCUGUGACCACCCCUGAUAAAAUGGAGGAGCAGCUGUUUCGUUCAGUGGAGGGCCAGGCAGCGUCCGACGAGGAAGAGGAUAAGUGGACCGACGAUCAGCAAAAGCAGGUGGACGAGGUGAAGAGGAUCUUGACAAGGCUGUCCUGCUGUGGGGAAAGGUGCGACGACAAGGCGUUCAAGAAGCUGAUGUCUAAUUUUGGGAGCUCGAGGAGCGAGGAGAGCUGCAGCGCUGUGGUGGAGCUCCUGGAGAGGGUGACCAGGCUGCAUAAGCAGCUGGAGCUGAAGGAAAGCCAGGCAGGGAUAGACAUGGACCAGAUGAAGGACUCCCUGGUGCAGGAGCUGCAGCAGAAGGCCGAGGAGACUGAGCUGCUUCAGAUGGAGCUGCAGAUGCUGGAGACAGAGAGGGUUCGCCUGUCGUUGGUGGAGGAGAAACUUGUGGACAUCCUGCAGCUGCUCCAGCAGCUCAGAGACCUGAACGUCUCACGGAGGUCUCUUGGGAAAAUCUUGCUCAGCACUUUGGGGUCCUGCAGUGACCCGCAACACGGGAAAGCCCACAUUCUGGAGGUGCUCAACGCUCUCUAUCACGAACUGGCUGCCUGUGAGAUUCUGUCUACCGGUGGACCUUUGGAGCGAACACAGAGUCAGCAGUCCCUGAACGCCCUCAUCAUCUCCUGCUAAUCGCCACUGCCUCCUGCUGGGCCGGUGAUGCUCCAACAGCCUUGUGAGAACACUGAAAGCUUAACAGUGGUCGAAAAACAAGCUGAUGGAUGUGUAUAGUGUAAUUAUAUUGUAGUUUAUAUACUCCUCGGACCCUAUUAUCUAUAGAGGAAUAGUAGUCUAGAAUGUUAAUUACUAUAGCAAAGGGCUUUAUUAGAUAUUAAGGAAAUUCGUGCAUACAUGUUUUUUUCAAGAAUUGCACAUAACUCUUUUGUGAUCCAAUAUAGAUUUUUUUUUAAUUUGUUGCCACAACAGAGUUCUGAAUGUGAAAAGGUUGAAAUAAGCUAAACCUUAAAGGGGCAUGAAGUAGUCUGUGAAAUGUAUGGACUGCAACUGGUCAACAACAUCCCUGAGAGAAUUUAUAGAAUUGAAAGGAAACUGCUGCAGUAGUAUUGCAUAGCAAGCUAGUCCACACAGCAUUCUGGGAUGGGAGAAAAACAUGCUCUGGUUUAUUGGCAUUUCUUUAAACCAAUC